GUUGUCGCCCGGAAGACUAGAAGAGGAUGAACAACCCAUGCUAUGAAAGGAAAAUCUCGUAUGUCUCUCGUAUGCUCCUACCUCAUCCACGUACCCGCGAAAUAACACUUUUUAAUUUGCAUUUGGUCAUGUAGGGAAUAAAGAGGAGACUUUGGAUCGCCGGGAAAGCUGCUUCAUUGGGAGACUGCAUGUAUGUUUCCAGCACAGGACCUGGAUGUGUUCACAGAUGGAGAGCUAUGAUCAGUUUUGCCUUCAAACUCUGGCACUUCUGCAGGAUGAGGGCAAAUUUAAGAAACUGACAUGUGAGCCACUUUGUUCCCUGAAGACACAGUCUGUCAUCCAUUUCCAUGGAAGACCUAUUCUACCACCUCAGCUUACAGCUGAGCAACGCCAUGCAAUGUGUAACUACCGGCAAAAGGCUGUGCGGCUGGAGGAGCAAAGGCAGAGCCAGCGGAGGAACUGGCUCAUAUCCCGAGUUCAAGACCUACUGGACCAAACAGAGACAAAAACCUGUGGAGUCGUGGGAAAAGCACCAAACGGAAAGUGUCCUACAGUCAGCGGAUACACUUUAGUGACAGAUUCACCUGGACUUACCAAAGACUCUGGAUGUGACUAUCUGGCUGCAUCCUUUCCCCACACUUCUAUUGUUUCUUCCAACAAGGAAAAGGAAGUAGAAAAGGAAAGGACAGAGGAACAAAGUGAAGAGGAGGAUGAUGAGGAUGAAGAGGACAUUAGUUUAGACAGCCUUCUCAAAAAGUCCAGGGAGUAUGUGAAACAGGAGCGGAAAGUAAUGCACACAGCUCCAUCUGACAAUGCCUCUCUGGACACUAAAAACUCAAAUUCAACCACUGCAAUUGCCUUUAGUUUGCGCCACAGUCCUGUUGGCCAAACCAAAAUAUCAAAACAACCUCUUUAUGACCCCAUUCUCCCACAGCCUUGCUCGAGUUCCCCAAUAUCACCUGAUCAGCAUAUCCUCCUUCCAGUUAUAGACUUUUGUCCUAGUCUGUGUGCCCAAAAAAGGCGCCCACGUCCCAUCUCAACAGGAAACAUCCACUUUUCGUUUCCGAUUGAACCGACAGAUCAUAUCCCAUGCAGUCCUGGGAGAUCAGCAGAAGGAGCAGUAGAUCGGGACAUGUUUUUCAAUACUGGUAGGUCGUCUCAUCAUAGAGCAUCACUUGGAGAAGACAAUGUUAAUAACUGUCAAUCAAGCUUAUGGAGUAACAACCCUACAAUGGAACCCAGCAGUCCUAAUAAUGUAAUAUGUAGCCCAAAUGGUCACCCAGAAUCUUCACAGUUUCGGCGACGAUGCCACACUUUGGACAGCCAGCUCCAGAGGGGUCAUUCUGAAGUGGAGUGUAUAGACCGCAGGCAGGAAAGAGUGCCGCGGUUUAUGGCAGGUGUAACGUGGCUUGGUCCAAAUAGGCGACUCCCUGCGACCCCUAUUAACCAGUCCUAUACCACAGAGUGCCCCUCAACUUCAAAGCCAAGUGUGACACCUGACCCGCCCAACGCUCCCAGAAAAACACCAGAUGCACAAACCAAACCUGAGGCCACCCAGAGACAAGCACAAGCUACAGAGGACAGGCAAAGACACAUAGCGGAUGAGCAUGCCCUUCACAUGUCCCAGCUGCUGGCAGAGCAAGAGAGAGAACAACAACGCCUCCUGCUGGAGCAAGAGCAUGUGGACAAGAGGUUGAAUCAGCAAUUGUCCAGGCGACCUCUUAGUGCAGAUGCAAGUGGUUGGAGCCACACCUGUCCCAUCAUCAGCCCCUCCUGCCCCCGCCUCAGCCCUGUCCACAACCCAUCUGAGCAAUCACCAGGACACAAUUUAGGUUUUCCAAAUCCCGCAAUAUCUCCAUCUGUCCUGUCACCAGUUACCACAUGGGGACCCAACUGGACUAGUAGCAAAUCUCGGACAAGACUCAGUGAGGUAAUGACACCAGAACAACAAAGAGCCUACUCCCGCAUUUGUGCUAUAACACGUGGCUUUCUCACUCGGCAACUGCUAAAAACAGAAAAGAUCAAACAGCUGCAGCAGACUGUUGUGGACACACGAGCAUUCAUUCAUUCUCUCCAAACUGAAGCCCCUCCACAUAAAGUGUCCUACACACCACAAGACCUUUCUCUGCAGGAGAGAGUCAGAGCUCAGUUGCGUGCAGCCCUUUACGACAUCCAUGACAUCUUCUUUCAAAUGCCUUUGUCACAAAGAUUAGGACUCCUACAGCAGGAUCGGGAGCUCCGUUUGGAAAGAAAGCUGAGAGAUAUGGAAAAGACAAAGUCUUCUAAAGACAAAGUUCUCUCUGCUGCUACGCAGAGGUCAAUAGACAGAAAGAAAAGGGUGGGUGAGUCUCCAGCUCAGACCAGGAAGGUGCAACAGAAACCAAAAAGCCCUACCACAAACCGAGUUUCGAAACCAAGUCAGGGCCAAAAUUCACCUGCCAUGGGGCGACUGAACCGCCAGGGAAGUUGGUACAAGAAGACCCCAGAGGAGCGGGUGAGGCGAGGAGACAGCCUGAAGAAGCAGCACUCUCUGGGCUGAGACAUGUGACCUUUGAACUUGAAUUUAUUUAUUAGCUGCUGGCAAAAUGAUUGUUGAUUUAUAACAAAACAACAAAAACAUGCCUAAAUGAUCGACAGAAAUGCAUAUUUACUUAUUUGUAACAUAUUUAUUUAUUUGUUUUACACCAUGUAAAGUUUGUUUGUUUUUUACUGUGCCUAAGGAUUUGCCUUUGUUUGCAUGUAGUUUGUUGAUAUAACAAAUCAACCUUUCACAGCCUUUCACAGCCUUACAUCACAUGAUGCAGAUGCCAUAAACUGUAUGUAUUUAAACAGUGGAUUUUUGUUGAAGGGCUCUGUUAGCCUCUGUUUGUUUACAUAACGGUGCUGAGCAGCCUUAAUAUAUACAAAUAAAUGUUUUUAAUGAC
Periophthalmus magnuspinnatus is the source of this 2924-nucleotide messenger RNA. RefSeq lists its product as uncharacterized. Gene Ontology annotation, cellular component: centriole. Gene Ontology annotation, molecular function: protein binding. The record is from RefSeq and is a predicted model, not a curated record. Bases 215 to 2539 code for a protein of 774 amino acids. Gene Ontology annotation, biological process: centriole replication; regulation of cytokinesis; centrosome duplication. NCBI's taxonomy places the organism in Eukaryota, Metazoa, Chordata, Actinopteri, Gobiiformes, Gobiidae. The transcript has 14 exons.